Carlito syrichta (Philippine tarsier) is the source of this 1330-nucleotide messenger RNA. It is a transcript of the gene DHPS, whose product is annotated as deoxyhypusine synthase. The record is from RefSeq and is a predicted model, not a curated record. Gene Ontology annotation, cellular component: cytoplasm. Lineage: Eukaryota; Metazoa; Chordata; Mammalia; Primates; Tarsiidae. Gene Ontology annotation, biological process: peptidyl-hypusine biosynthetic process. Gene Ontology annotation, molecular function: deoxyhypusine synthase activity. The coding region runs from base 106 to 1215 and encodes 369 amino acids. The transcript is spliced from 9 exons.
UUCCUGUGCUCUUGCAGAGACGCGCGUUGUCGGGGCUUAACGCGUUUCAAGGGUAUUGGAGGCCCAGCCUCAGGCAGUUCUGACUUGAGAGCCGGCCUCAGGCGCAUGGAGGGCUCCCCGGAGAGGGAAGCGCCCGCAGCGGCGCUGGCUGCCGUGCUGAAGCACAGCUCGGCGUUGCCGCCUGAGAGCGCCCAGGUGCGAGGCUACGACUUCAACCGCGGCGUGGAUUACCGCGCACUGCUGGAGGCCUUCGGCACCACCGGGUUCCAGGCAACCAACUUCGGGCGCGCGGUGCAGCAAGUCAACGCCAUGAUCGAGAAGAAAUUGGAACCGCUGUUGCAGGAUGAAGACCAGCAUGCAGACCUGACCCAGAGCCGCCGCCCCCUCACUGGCUGCACCAUUUUCCUGGGAUAUACAUCCAACCUCAUCAGUUCAGGCAUCCGUGAGACCAUUCGCUACCUUGUGCAGCACAACAUGGUGGAUGUACUGGUGACCACAGCUGGAGGUGUGGAGGAAGAUCUCAUCAAGUGCCUGGCACCCACAUACCUGGGCGAGUUCAGCCUCAGGGGGAAGGAGCUCCGGGAGAAUGGGAUCAACAGGAUCGGGAACCUGCUGGUGCCCAAUGACAAUUACUGCAAAUUUGAGGACUGGCUGAUGCCCAUCCUGGACCAGAUGGUGCUCGAGCAGAACACAGAAGGUGUAAAGUGGACGCCUUCCAAGAUGAUCGCCCGGCUUGGCAAGGAGAUCAACAACCCAGAGUCAGUGUACUACUGGGCCCAGAAGAACCACAUCCCUGUGUUAAGCCCAGCACUGACAGAUGGCUCGCUGGGUGACAUGAUCUUCUUCCACUCCUACAAGAACCCAGGCCUGGUCCUGGACAUUGUUGAAGACUUGAGGCUCAUCAAUACGCAGGCCAUCUUUGCCAAGCGCACUGGGAUGAUCAUCCUGGGUGGGGGCAUGGUCAAGCACCACAUCGCCAAUGCCAACCUUAUGCGGAAUGGGGCUGACUAUGCUGUCUACAUUAACACAGCCCAGGAGUUUGAUGGCUCAGAUUCAGGCGCCCGGCCAGACGAAGCGGUGUCUUGGGGCAAGAUCCGGAUGGAUGCGCAGCCUGUCAAGGUUUAUGCUGACGCCUCCCUGGUCUUCCCCCUGCUUGUGGCUGAAACUUUUGCCCAGAAGGUGGAUGCCUUCACACCUGAGAAGAACGAGAACUGAGCAGCUGUGGCCCUGGGAGGCCUCACCCUUCCUAUAUUUAUUACUUUGUAGAACCAGUCUUUCCCCCACUCCUUGGCCAACAGUGUCUCUAGAAUAAACGGUCUCAGUGGUUCUU